Messenger RNA from Durio zibethinus, 2506 nucleotides. The record is from RefSeq and is a predicted model, not a curated record. NCBI's taxonomy places the organism in Eukaryota, Viridiplantae, Streptophyta, Magnoliopsida, Malvales, Malvaceae.
AUGCAUUUCUCCAAACUGGAAGAUACGCCGAUGUUUCGGCAAGAGAUGCAAUGCUUGGAAGAGAACGCUGAGUCGAUGCGAGGAAGAUGUUUAAAGUUUUACAAAGGAUGUCGAAAAUACACAGAAGGGCUUGGAGAGGGGUAUGACGGUGACAUUGCUUUUGUAAAUGCCCUUGAAACUUUUGGAGGGGGGCAUAAUGAUCCUAUAUGUGUUGCUUUUGGAGGUCCAGUCAUGACAAAAUUCACCAUUGCAUUGAGAGAAAUUGGCACACACAAGGGAGUUCUUCGCUCACAGAUAGAGCACAUGCUAAAUGAUAGAUUGCAUCAGUUUGUCAAUAUUGAUAUGCAAGAUAUCAAGGAUUUCCGAAAACGUUUUGACAAGGCUACACUUAUAUAUGAUCAUGCACGAGAGAAGUUUCUGUCUUUAAGGAAAAGCACUAGGGUGGAUGUAGCUGUGGCCAUAGAAGAGGAAUUGCAUACUGCAAGAACCUCAUUUGAGCAAGCCCGCUUCAAUCUGGUUAGUGCUCUGUCCAAGUUUGAAGCCAAAAAGAGGUUUGAAUUUUUGGAGGCCGUUAGUGGGAUGAUGGAUGCUCACCUUCGAUUCUUCAGACAGGGAUAUGAAAUCUUGCAUCAGAUGGAACCUUUUAUUAACCAGGUCUUGGCUUAUGCACAACAGUCUAGGGAAUGUUCCAACUAUGAGCAGGCAUCUCUAAGUGAAAGGAUGCAGGAACAUAUCAGGCAGAUUGAUCGUGAGAGUAAGCAGUCCUUAACUGGUUAUUUUGAUCCUCCUUCAGCAGAUGGUAUGCAACCUUUCACAAGGGGUUCACAAAAAGUUAUUGAGGCAGUUAUGCAAUCUGCUGCAAAGGGAAAGGUUCAAACCAUACGACAAGGUUAUCUUUCAAAACGUUCCUCAAACUUGAGGGGUGAUUGGAAGAGAAGGUUUUUUGUUCUUGAUAGUCAAGGGCUUCUGUAUUACUAUCGUAAACCACUUGUAUCAUCUUCUGCAGCUGGAAGUCAGUCUGCUAUACAAAGGAGUGGUUGCUCUGAAAGUGGUCCUGGACUGCUGAGUCGAUUGCUUUCUUCCCAUUACCAUGGUGGUGUACAUGAUGAAAAAUCUGUUGCACGUCACACUGUAAACUUGUUAACAUCAACAAUUAAGGUUGAUGCAGAUCAGUCAGAUUUAAGGUUCUGUUUCAGAAUUAUCUCACCAACAAAAAUCUAUACAUUGCAGGCAGAGAAUGCACUAGACCAAAGGGAUUGGAUUGAAAAAAUAACUGGAGUAAUUGCUUCAUUAUUGAGUUCCCAAACACCAGAGAAGUGUCUGUCUUUUUUCCCCAUCGGAAGUGGUGAUAAUUGCUCUGUUAGUGAUAGUAGUUCAGUAGCAGAUUCCUCUGAUGCUUAUCAAGCAGUAAUUGGGGAACAUGCAUCAAAGAAUCUCUCCUCUGGAAGUCAUUUAGAUAUAUCUAGAAGUUUGCAGUAUCAAGAGUAUUGCACAAAGAGUGAAAAGCCAAUUGAUAUCUUAAGAAGAGUAGCUGGGAAUGAUAAAUGUGCCGACUGUGGUGCAUCUGAGCCAGAUUGGGCAUCUUUAAACCUUGGUGUACUUAUAUGCAUUGAAUGUUCUGGAAUCCAUCGCAAUCUUGGUGUGCAUAUAUCCAAGGUUAGAUCACUGACACUUGACGUUAAAGUGUGGGAACCGUCUGUCUUGGCUUUGUUUCAAUCACUGGGCAAUAUGUACGCAAACUCAAUCUGGGAAGAGUUGUUGCACACAGGACAUACAAGAACUGCCAUGUCUGUGGGUUCUUCGAAGUCUGAUGGACAUAAACAGCUUCUCACAAUGAAACCUGGUCACGAUGACCCAAUUUCAGUAAAGGAGUUGUUCGUUCAUGCAAAGUAUGCAGAGAAAGCAUUUGUUCCUAAGAUGAAGGACAACCAGCAUCUCCUUUCACUGGCAGAAGAGGUGUGGGAAAGUGUUCGUGCUAAUGACCAAAAAGCUGUAUACCGCUACAUUGUUUGCUCUGGAGCAGAUGUCAAUGCUAUCCAUGGGCAAGCAUCAUAUUGUACAUCCCCACCUCUGUCCAGAUAAGUGUAAUCAAGACCAACAAAUCCCUUAUCACAACUUUUGAUUGCUUUGCAGGCGACUCUCUGGACCGGCCCUCAAGAUAUCCAAAAGGAGUUUUCUGACGGUUGUUCUCUACUUCAUCUUGCUUGCCUGAACACUGACAUUGGCAUGGUGGAGCUGCUCCUUCAGUAUGGUGCAAAUAUAAAUGCUUCUGAUUCAAGAGGUCGGGCACCACUUCAUCUUUGUAUUGUUGGCAGGAAAUCUGCUUUAGCAAAAUUGCUGCUGACAAGGGGAGCAGAUCCACAUGCUAUAGAUGGAGAAGGUAACACUGCUCUUCAGCUUGCUUCGACAUCAGGCAUUGACGACAAUGAUCUUUUGGCACUCUUGACGGAUAUAAACCGAUAGUACGGAAGAUCAUAACCCAAAGGACCCUUAAUGUUAGAAAGAG